Drosophila subpulchrella is the source of this 1159-nucleotide messenger RNA. RefSeq names its product pleckstrin homology domain-containing family H member 2-like. Gene Ontology annotation, biological process: signal transduction. The record is from RefSeq and is a predicted model, not a curated record. Bases 119 to 1159 code for a protein of 346 amino acids. The transcript has 5 exons. Gene Ontology annotation, cellular component: cytoskeleton. NCBI's taxonomy places the organism in Eukaryota, Metazoa, Arthropoda, Insecta, Diptera, Drosophilidae.
GGAAAUGAAAGAUUCACUGGUUUUAGACCUAGCGAUUCCAUGUUGCUGGUAAGGGGAAACGAUAAAACGAGCUGAAGAUGCACAUGUCCGAAUAGUUCAAUCAAUAAUUGAAAAAUGUAUGAAAAAGGAAUCUUUGUUAAAUGAACUUUAUUUACAAUUGAUUAAACAGACAACGGAUCAUCCAGAUGCUAAUUCAAGAGUAAAUUUAAAGAACUGGGCCCUUUUAUCUGUUGUAUGCAGUGUAAUAUUGCCUUCAACGAAGUCUAUUCGAAAGUACCUAAUUGCUCAUUUAAAAAGAUGCUCGAGUGACAUCUUAUCUGAAGAGGGUAAAUACGCAAGAUUUGCGGAAAACUGUUUUUUUAGAACCCAAGGGACAAGGCGCCGUCAGUGGACCCCAAGCGGUCAGGAAAUUUUGUGUACAACUAAUCGCAGACCAUGUUAUUCAAAAUUUUAUUUUAUGGACGGACAGUAUUAUUCAAUUGAAUUUCAACCAAGCUCUACAACCCAUGAAGUAUUGGAAAUUAUAAAAAAAAAAAUCGGAUUACAUGAUAAAUCCAAAGGAUAUUCCAUUUAUGAAGUAAUCGGAAGCUCGGAAAGAAGUCUUUUAUUGGACGAAAAAAUAUGCGAUGUAAUGGCUAAAUGGGAAAGGUAUCAGACGACGUCACAACUUGGAACUCAGGUAAAUACUGGAGCGAUUUCACAACAGCAACAGUACAUGUUUCUGUUUAAGAAACAUUUAUUUUUUGAUAACUAUAUUAAUUUGGAUGAUACUGUUGAAAAGGAGCUUUUAUACCAUCAAACUAUGCACAACUUAAGAAGUGAAAGAUAUCCAAUAACUGAAAUGGAAGCCAUAAUGUUAACUGCUCUUCAGAGUCAACUUGAGCUUGGCGACUUUAGUCAAAUAUUGACUGAUUACAGGCUUAUCGCAAGCCAUUGCUUGCCGCCAAGAUUUGUACCAAAUAUCCCACAUGAAGCUGUCGCAAUGCAUCAUCAAAGUCUUCGAGGAAUGUUACCAACAGAGGCUAAAAAGGCCUUUCUCAAUUUAAUACAAAGUUGGCCUCUUCAUCGUGCAACCAUCUUCGAUGUUAUGCAGCCGGAGGAGCAUCCGCCCAAGUCUAGCCUUAUUCCCGACCAAGGAACGGAGACUGCAGGCGGCUAA